Messenger RNA from Diutina rugosa, 810 nucleotides. RefSeq names its product putative serine/threonine-protein phosphatase. Lineage: Eukaryota; Fungi; Ascomycota; Pichiomycetes; Serinales; Debaryomycetaceae. The coding region runs from base 1 to 810 and encodes 269 amino acids. The record is from RefSeq and is a predicted model, not a curated record. The transcript has a single exon. Gene Ontology annotation, cellular component: cytoplasm. Gene Ontology annotation, biological process: polyphosphate catabolic process. Gene Ontology annotation, molecular function: endopolyphosphatase activity; phosphatase activity.
AUGGCCCCGCCCGCCGUCCGCCUCCACGAUAUCGCCCGUAUUGCCAAUCUUACCGAUUACGAAACGUUAACUGGAGGCCGUCUUAUCGUUGUCGGUGAUAUCCACGGCCUGAUUAGGCCGCUCAAACGGUUGAUGGCCAAAGUUCAAUUUGACCCUAACCGCGAUAAAUUGGUGCUGCUUGGCGAUUUUAUCACUAAAGGAGAAGACCUGAUUGCCGUGCUUGACUAUUUAAUUGAUAACCGGGCUGAAUGCGUGUUGGGUAACCACGAAUACUCGGUGCUUGAGCUUUACACGGAGUACUGGAAAUUGCCGCCACCUCACUUCUCGGGAGUUGACGAUGAUCACGCCCAGGUUGAAGGGCGUAAACUGGAAUUGAAGCUUGCUAAAAGACUCAGACCCCGCCACAUUAAGUUCAUCAAUCUGUGCUCGGUGAUCAAGCGGUUGGGGACGUUGGCGCUGGGGUACCCGGCCAUCGCCGUCCACGCCGGUGUCCGUCCCGAUUUACCCUUGGACCAACAACCUCCUAAUGAAAACUUGGAGAUGCGGGCGUUGCUCAAACCUGACUAUAAACGGCUGACGAGCGACACUGAUGCUGAAGGGGCCGUCGCCUGGCUGAAGAUCUACAAUAAGCAAAUGAAGCUGGAGCCGAAAUCGCAGCGCACGGUGGUAUUUUAUGGCCACCACGCUGCGGCAGGGCUCAAGUUGAAGAAGUACACUAGGGGGCUUGAUACUGGGUGUGCUAAAGGCGGCCAAUUGACGGCGAUGGUGAUUGAUCAUGGCGUCGAAGAAUUGGUUCAAGUGGAUUGUUAA